AUGCACGGCAGAGUCACAACCCUCCUUGCCUGGGGCAGUCUGUUGGGGCUGUCUCAGGCAGCAUGCCCCUAUGCCGAAUCAGCCCAGUUGGGAAAGCGGGAUGAGGGCGAGGCAUUGGAGCCUCUCGCCAAGUACAAGAUAGAUGACAGCAGCGGUUAUAUGUCCACUGAUGCCGGCGGCCCCAUGGAGGACCAGGCUAGCCUCAAGGCCGGCGCGAGGGGCUCCACGCUGCUCGAAGACUUCAUCUUCCGCCAGAAGAUCCAGCAUUUCGAUCAUGAGCGUGUUCCCGAACGGGCGGUUCAUGCUCGAGGCGUUGGAGCUCACGGCACGUUUACCAGCUAUGCCGACUGGAGCAACCUCACGGCGGCAUCAUUUCUGAAUGCUCCGGACAAGAAGACGCCUAUGUUCGUCCGCUUCUCCACCGUUGCAGGAUCCAGGGGCAGCGCGGAUCUCGCCAGAGACGUUCACGGGUUCGCAACCCGAUUCUAUACUGAUGAGGGCAACUUUGAUGCCAUCCAGUUCCCUGACCUGGUCCACGCCGUCAAGCCAAGGCCGGACAAUGAGAUCCCCCAAGCGGCCACCGCCCACGACUCUGCUUGGGACUUUUUCAGCCAGCAGCCAAGCACUCUGCACACCCUAUUCUGGGCUAUGGCCGGCCAUGGAAUCCCGCGUAGUCUCCGUCAUAUGGAUGGCUUCGGCGUACACACGUUCCGUCUCGUAAAGGAGGACGGCUCGUCGAAGCUUGUCAAGUGGCACUGGAAGUCCCGUCAGGGGAAGGCCAGCCUUGUUUGGGAGGAGGCACAGAUUGUUGCGGGCAAGAACGCCGACUUCCACCGCCAGGACCUCUGGGAUGCCAUCGAGUCGGGCAAUGGCCCCGAGUGGGAGCUUGGCGUCCAGAUUAUCGACGAGGACAAGGUGCUGGCGUACGGCUUCGACCUGUUGGACCCCACCAAGAUCCUUCCCGAGGAGCUUGUGCCCGUCACGAAGCUGGGUGUGAUGAAGCUGGACCGCAACCCCACGAACUACUUCGCCGAGACGGAGCAGGUCAUGUUCCAGCCCGGCCACAUCGUGCGCGGCAUCGACUUUACCGAAGACCCUCUGCUGCAGGGCCGUCUUUUCUCGUACCUCGACACCCAGCUGAACCGGAACGGCGGCCCCAACUUUGAGCAGCUGCCCAUCAACAUGCCGCACUCCCCCAUCCACAAUAACAACCGCGACGGUGCCGGCCAGACCUUCAUCCACAAGAACACCGCUCAUUACUAUCCCAACACCCUCAACAAGGGCUUCCCGCUCCAAGCCAACCAGACGGUCGGCCGUGGCUUCUUCACCGCCCCCGGUCGCAAAAUCAGCGGCGAGCUCGUGCGCCUGAUCUCGCCCACCUUUGACGACCACUGGUCGCAGCCGCGGCUCUUCUACAACUCGCUCAGCCCGGUCGAGCAGCAAUUCCUCAUCAACGCGAUCCGCUUCGAGACGAGCAACGUCAAGUCGGCCGAGGUCAAGAAGAACGUGAUCGCGCAGCUCAACCGCGUCAGCCACGACGUGGCCGUGCGCGUGGCGACGGCCCUCGGGCUCGAGGCCCCCGCCCCCGACGACACCUUCUACCACAACAACGUCACCGCCGGCGUCUCCACCUUCGCCCCCAACGGCACCCUCCCCUCCAUCAAGACCCUGCGCGUCGGCGUGCUCGCCUCCACCCAGGCCAAGGACUCCCUCGCCCAGGCCGCCCAGCUGAAGGAGGCGCUCGCCGCCGACGGCCUGGUCGUCACUGUUGUGGGCGAGACGCUGGCGGAGGGCGUCGACCAGACGUACUCGGCGGCAGACGCGACGGGCUUUGAUGGCGUGGUUGUGGCCGAGGGCGCCGAGGCGCUGUUUGGCGCCGACAGCAAGCCCUCGCCUCUGUUCCCUGCUGGUCGGCCGGGGCAGGUGCUCAUCGAUGCGUACCGCUGGGGUAAGCCGGUUGGUGCGUUGGGGUCGGCGGAUGAGGCGCUGAAGAGUGUGGGCGUGCCGGUGGAUGGUGAGGGUGUGUAUGGUGAGACGGCGGUGGAUGCGUUGGUGAAGGGGCUUGAGGGGGGGUUGGCGAGGUUCAGAUUCACCGACCGGUUCGCGCUUGACGACUAG
Messenger RNA from Chaetomium globosum CBS 148.51, 2118 nucleotides. RefSeq lists its product as uncharacterized. The transcript is spliced from 7 exons. Gene Ontology annotation, molecular function: catalase activity; heme binding. Gene Ontology annotation, cellular component: cytosol. Lineage: Eukaryota; Fungi; Ascomycota; Sordariomycetes; Sordariales; Chaetomiaceae. The coding region runs from base 1 to 2118 and encodes 705 amino acids. Gene Ontology annotation, biological process: hydrogen peroxide catabolic process; response to oxidative stress. The record is from RefSeq and is a predicted model, not a curated record.